AGCAGGACGAGUGCAAGACAUGACUUGGAGGACUAGCACUAUUCAACAGCAUCAUCUUGCUGCGCCUCAUCCUCCGCAGCAGCUGUACUCACAUCAAGGCCAGCCCGUACAUCAACAACCCCCUUGUCUUCAAGAGCAACAGUACAAGCAGUAUUUAGAAGCAGUUCGACGGAUGCAAAGUUGUAGGA
Messenger RNA from Amoebophrya sp. A25, 188 nucleotides. The record is from the annotation of a GenBank genome assembly. Lineage: Eukaryota; Dinophyceae; Syndiniales; Amoebophryaceae.